AAUCACCUGAAACUCAACCACUAACUUAAACUAGUUCUAACUUCUAAGACCCUGCAUCAUAAUUAUUCCAAACAUCGAUUAUUUUUCUGCAUUGAUCCAAAUUGAUUCUGCAUGCAUCCACCAUGGCUCGAGCCAUGGUCCUACUAUGUUCCCUCCUCCUGCUUCUAGGCGCAACCACCACCCACGGCAUGGGUGUGAAUUGGGGCACACAAGCUGCUCAAAAUGUGAACCCGAGUGUCGUAGUCCAGAUGUUGAAAGACAACAACAUCAAGAAAGUGAAGUUGUUUGAUUCUGAUCACUGGACCGUCAAAUUCUUUGCUGGCUCUGGAAUUGAAGUCAUGCUUGGCAUUCCUAAUAACCAACUCAAAGACCUCGGGGAUCAUGACAAUGCCAAGGACUGGGUGAAACAGAAUGUCUCCAAACAUAUGUAUGAUGGAGGUGUUAAUAUCAAGUACGUGGCUGUCGGAAAUGAACCAUUCUUGAAGGCCUAUAAUGGAUCUAACCUUAAGACAUUGUUGCCUGCUAUGGAAAACAUUCAGAAGGCUUUGAAUGAAGCUGGCCUUGACCAUAUAAAAGUAACCACCCCACAAAAUGCUGAUGUUUAUGAAUCAGGCUCAGGUGUUCCAUCUGAUGGCAAUUUCCGCAAAGACAUCCGAGACCUGAUGGGCAAAAUUGCGAAUUUUCUCAGUGACAACAACUCCAUGUUUCUUGUUAACAUCUACCCUUUUCUGAGUCUUUACCAGAACCCUGAUUUUCCAGUUGAAUUUGCUUUCUUUGAUGGCGGAGCCAAACCGGUCCAAGACAAAAGCAUUAGCUACAACAACAUGUUUGAUGCAAAUCUCGACACCCUUUACUGGUCUCUGAAAAAAGCUGGAUACCCAAAACUGAAACUAGCAGUAGGUGAAAUCGGAUGGCCUACUGAUGGCAAUAAAAAAGCAAAUGUCAAAAUGGCUCAAAGAUUCUACGACGGGUUUUUCAGAAAAAUGGCAACUAACAAAGGAACUCCUCUGUAUCCUGGCUACAUUGAGUGCUACCUUUUCAGUCUCAUGGAUGAAAAUCUGAAAAGUGUAGCCCCAGGUGAGUUUGAGCGCCACUGGGGCAUAUUCAGGUACGACGGACAGCCAAAGUACCCUAUAGACUUCACCGGAAAAGGGAAUGAUAAAAUGCCAGUUGGAGCAAAGAAUGUGCCGUAUCUUGAGCAUGAAUGGUGUGUACUUGACAGAGACAAAGUGAAGAAUCCUAAGGAUAGUUCUAUUCAAUCCAACAUGCAAUAUGCAUGUGCAAUGGGUGAUUGUACUAGCUUGAAGGAUGGAGCAUCAUGCGACAAUUUGGAUCUGGUGCAUAAAGUUUCGUAUGCAUAUAACAAUUAUUUUCAGAUCAAUAAUCAAGAUGUGGAAGCCUGUGACUUCAAGGGUACAGCAAAGAUUGUAAAGACAAAUGCAUCUACUGAUGGUUGUUUUUUCCCCAUAGCUUUGCAGAAUGCUGCUGGAUUCAGAGUCUCUAUAGCUACAGGAAUGAGUGUUUUUGCUGCUCUGCUCACAUUGCUGAUACUGUUUUAGAAUUCGAGCUGUUAAAAUGUUCUUGAUAUUGUUCCGGAUAUUUGUUGAAACAAUUGCCAAGCUAUAUACAUUGAUUUGCUUGGAUUCUAAAUUGUUGAAUAUAUGCAUGACUUGCGAUUUUUUGAUAGGUAUGUCAUAGUUGUUUUU
Messenger RNA from Daucus carota subsp. sativus, 1706 nucleotides. Its product is annotated as glucan endo-1,3-beta-glucosidase 8. Gene Ontology annotation, molecular function: hydrolase activity, hydrolyzing O-glycosyl compounds. The record is from RefSeq and is a predicted model, not a curated record. Gene Ontology annotation, cellular component: plasma membrane. Gene Ontology annotation, biological process: carbohydrate metabolic process. The transcript is spliced from 2 exons. NCBI's taxonomy places the organism in Eukaryota, Viridiplantae, Streptophyta, Magnoliopsida, Apiales, Apiaceae. Bases 123 to 1559 code for a protein of 478 amino acids.